CCUACUCGUCCUCGACAAACUACCCGAGGCCCCAUUCUCCGAUACGCCACCAGAUCCCACCUCUCUCCGAAGAACAAUGGCCGCGAAGAAGGAAAAGCCGAUUCACUCGCUCAUAGCUGGGACGACUGCCGGGGCUAUUGAAGCAUUCGUAACCUACCCUACCGAGUUCGUGAAGACUCGCUCACAAUUCGGAGGCCAGAGAGAAGCACCCCUAACAAUUAUCCGCUCAACUCUUCGGGAGAAAGGAUUUGCUGGCCUGUACUCUGGAUGUUCUGCGCUCGUCGUCGGAAACUCGGUCAAGGCUGGCGUACGAUUCGUCGCGUAUGAUCAUUUCAAAGGGCUGCUUGCUGACGAAGGGGGCAAAGUGUCCGCACCACGGAGUCUUGUAGCAGGAUUAGGAGCUGGAAUGGUGGAAGCUAUCCUCGCUGUGACGCCUUCGGAGACUAUCAAGACCAAACUCAUUGACGAUGCGAAGCGUCCUAAUCCACAAUAUCGAGGAUUAGUACACGGAACAGCCUCGAUCAUUCGUCAAGAAGGUAUCUUCGGAAUCUAUCGAGGCCUCUUCCCUGUCAUGAUGCGGCAGGGUGCAAACUCGGCUGUCCGGUUCACCACCUAUUCCACCCUCAAGCAACUCGUAAUGGGAAGCGCACGCCCUGGUCAACAACUUCCUAGCGGUAUUACAUUUGGGAUUGGUGCGGUCGCUGGACUGGUUACUGUCUAUACGACGCAACCUUUGGACGUCAUCAAAACUCGGAUGCAGUCGCUUUCAGCUCGGCAGCAAUACCGCAAUUCGUUCCACUGUGCAUAUCGGAUUCUUACGGAGGAGGGAAUAUUGCGGUUCUGGACGGGGACGACCCCAAGGUUGGCGAGAUUAAUCAUGAGCGGAGGGAUAGUUUUCACUGUAUACGAGAACAUAAUAGCGGUUAUCGGGGACCGUGGCUCGUAGUGAUCUGGAUCGUCUGUCCAGCGCUUGAUCCACAGGCUAGCUAUCGUAAUCGCUACCCUCGCACAUUGGCAAUGGGAAGAUUUCUCUAGUCUUCUCCGAAGAUACAUGGAAAUGGACUUUGUCUGAGAUAGUGGUGACUCAUCGCGGAUCGAGCUGAGUAUACCUUGUUCUUCCGUCGCGAGGGUCGUUCAAAAAUUGCUUUGUGAACCUUCGCGGUUAUUGUUCUUCCUUUUCAUGCCUACAGCAUCCUUUCAAACUAACGAUGGCUUCGAUCUACGUCCAAUCACCCUUCACCUCAUGGUGCAAAACUCAUAGCCUUGAUCCUUGCUUCCGAAACGGGGGAAAACGUGUUCACCACCCUUCGGGUAUCACUACAGCAAUUCCAUCCUUGGAUACAUUCUUUGAGAGCUAUCUGUCAAACCUCAUCCAUUGUUGGCUCUUCGUGGGCGCCACCAGCGCUCCGUCAGUCUAGCCCACAACCCAUAUCAAAGUAACGGCCGUCUACACAGGAUCUUCCUCCGUCGUAUAACUUCUCUGUGUUCACCCCCUUUUCGACCCUCUCACGUCUCUCCGUGCAACCACCAUGGCCAGCCAUGGGGACGUCGGCCUUGAAGGCCUCCAGUACAUUAUCA
Coniophora puteana RWD-64-598 SS2 is the source of this 1578-nucleotide messenger RNA. Its product is annotated as mitochondrial tricarboxylate transporter. NCBI's taxonomy places the organism in Eukaryota, Fungi, Basidiomycota, Agaricomycetes, Boletales, Coniophoraceae. Gene Ontology annotation, biological process: mitochondrial citrate transmembrane transport. The record is from RefSeq and is a predicted model, not a curated record. Bases 77 to 946 code for a protein of 289 amino acids. The transcript has 8 exons.